UUCUACUUGGGCAAGCGUUGGGGAGCAGCCAAAUCCGUCACAUCAAGCCUUUUCAGCGUGAACCAGCAAAGGGACCAAAGGUAUGGGCUGCUCUCAAGGGUGUACACGCUCCUGCAACAGCGGCGGUGGCUGUGGUUUUGGAGCGGCAAAUGGCGGCACUUCGAAUUGACGAAGGCGAACCGGUGGAGGAAGGAGUGCAGAAAUUCUUCGACUUGUUGACACGGCUCGAAGGAGCUGACCUGAACUACAGUGACCUUCAAAAGAAGACCAAGCUGCUAGCCUUACUUCCGGACUCAUGGUCCUCACUCAUCAUCAACCUUAAUCGAGAUCUGCCCCGUCUCUCACUCGAAGAUGUGAAGCGGGAAAUCUUACAAGAAGAUUUCCGCCGUCGCGAAUUGGCGGGUCCCGAUGGUGCCGGAGUUGCAAGCAUGGGCCGUGGGCACGGCUGUGGAAGGGGCAGAGGGCGAGGAGGCAGAUUUGGCAGCAGCAACUUCAAUGGAGGCCGUGGUAAUGGAGGAUAUGGCAGCAACAACAAUGGCUACGGGCGUGGGCGCGGUCGAUUUGAUGGCGAAUGCCACUUUUGCCACAAGACCGGCCACAUGUGGAGAGAUUGCUUCAAACUACCUGAUGGCUGGACCCCCUCUCAAGGCCAAGAGGGCAGAGGAGCAAGGGGAGGAAGAGGCAGAGGUCGUGGAGGCCGUGGUGGCCGUGGAGGCGAAGCGGCAAGCAUGAAAGGUGGAGACUACGACAAGGAC
This is a messenger RNA of Closterium sp. NIES-67, 755 nucleotides long. Lineage: Eukaryota; Viridiplantae; Streptophyta; Zygnematophyceae; Desmidiales; Closteriaceae. The record is from the annotation of a GenBank genome assembly.